Calidris pugnax (ruff) is the source of this 813-nucleotide messenger RNA. RefSeq names its product REM2- and Rab-like small GTPase 1. The transcript is spliced from 7 exons. NCBI's taxonomy places the organism in Eukaryota, Metazoa, Chordata, Aves, Charadriiformes, Scolopacidae. The coding region runs from base 1 to 813 and encodes 270 amino acids. Gene Ontology annotation, molecular function: GTP binding; GTPase activity. The record is from RefSeq and is a predicted model, not a curated record.
AUGGAUUUUUCCACUUCCACCUAUUUCCUCAGGGUUUUGCCCCCCCCUACUCCUGCCCCAGGGGUGAUUUCUCAGGAUGUUGGUGUCUCCUUUGACUGUGUCCCCCCCCCAACAAGUCGAUUUGCACCCCCUUAUUUCUCGCCAGGUCUGCUGGAGCACCCGGUGCUGCCCCCCACCUUGGCCGCCCCCACCGUCACCUACAAACUCUUCCUCUCGGGCAAGAGCGGGGUGGGGAAGACCACCUUGGUGGCCACGCUGGCCGGGACCCCCGUGCCCCCCGUCCACCACGAGACCCUGGGCAUAGAGGCCACCACCGUCUACUGGCCGGCCAAGCUGCGGGCCACCGGCCGCCCCGUCAUCUUCCAGCUCCAUUUUUGGGAUUGUGGGGAUGGCGCCCUGAAAAAAUUCGAGCAUCUCCUGCCCUCUUGUAAGGAGGAAGCGGACGCCAUCCUCUUCCUCUUCUCCUUCACCGACCGCUCGUCCUUCGAGGAGCUGCCGGCCCAGAUGAGCCGGGUCGUCGGUCCCGACGAAGAAAACCUCGUUAGGGUGGUCGUCGGCACCAAAUUUGACCUGUGCACUCAGGCGGACGUGACAGAGGGGGACGUGAGGGCCUUCGAGGAGACUUGGGGGCUGCCGGUGCUGCGGGCGAGCAGCGGGCCGGGGGGGGUGAUGGUGCUGGAGGGGCUGCAGCUGCAGCUGGUGAUGGAGGUGUUGAUGGCAGUGGAGAUGGUGAUGGCCGUGGUGGUGAUGGCAAUGGAGGUGGAGAUGGAGAUGGCUGGGGUCCUUGGGGGUCGUCUCCCCCCCAAGAUUUGA